Messenger RNA from Salarias fasciatus (jewelled blenny), 1467 nucleotides. It is a transcript of the gene nyx, whose product is annotated as nyctalopin. Gene Ontology annotation, molecular function: protein binding. The record is from RefSeq and is a predicted model, not a curated record. The coding region runs from base 31 to 1467 and encodes 478 amino acids. Lineage: Eukaryota; Metazoa; Chordata; Actinopteri; Blenniiformes; Blenniidae. The transcript has 4 exons. Gene Ontology annotation, cellular component: plasma membrane.
CUGGAAUGUCCCAGAUGAGAGACUUCAGUAAUGACUGUCAUCACUUUCACCGUGUCCCUGCUGUGCCUGCUGCCGGCGGCGGCGCUGGCCCGGUGGGCCUGCGUCCGGGCCUGCCCGGCGUCCUGCUCCUGCACCCAGGAGAAGAGCUGCAGCGUGCUCUGCGACCGCUCCGCCAUGGCUGAGCUGCCCAAAGAGUUCCCCUGCGAGGCGUCCGCCAUCAACCUGGACAAGAACCGGCUCAAGUUCCUGUCGGAGAGGGCCUUCGGGACCCUGCCCUCCCUCAAGUCCCUCUCUCUGGACCACAACAACAUCUCCUUCAUCACCCCCGGAGCCUUCAAGGGUCUCGCCAACCUGGUGGAGCUGAAGAUGGCGCACAACGAGUACAUCAGCUACCUGCACACGCGCACGUUCACGGGCCUGAAGAAGCUGGUGCGCCUGGAUCUGUCGGACUGCAACCUCUUCAGCAUCCCCGACCGCAUCUUCAUCGAGCAGACGGCGCUGAAGGAGCUGCUCUGCUUCCAGAACAACUUCAGGAGGAUCCCCGGGGCCAUCCGGGGCAUGGAGAACCUGACCCACAUCUACCUGGAGAGGAACAAGAUCGAGGCGGUGGCCUACAACUCCCUGCUGGGCCUGGGCAGCCUCCGGUACCUGAACCUGCAGGAGAACCGCAUCAACGUGAUCCACGACCAGGCCUUCCAGGACCUGGUGCGGCUGGAGAACUUCUACCUCAACGACAACCUGCUGUCCGAUCUUCCCCGGCUCGCCUUCAAAGGCCUCGUCCGCCUCAAGAUGCUCAACCUGGGCGGCAACCAGCUGACCAACGUGUCCAGGACCUGGUUCAGCGACCUGGUGGAGCUGGAGGUCCUGUACCUGGACCGGAACCAGCUGCUGUACAUCGAGGAGGGCACCUUCGAGAACCUGACCAGCCUGAUCACGCUGCACCUGAACAGCAACAACCUGACCACGCUGCCCUUCCCCGUCUUCCAGCCCGUCUACUUCCUGGGCCGGCUGUACCUCUUCAGGAACCCCUGGGAGUGCGACUGUUCGCUGGAGUGGCUGAAGGAGUGGAUGGAGAGCUACCGGCUGGUGCGGGACAUCCCCUGCGCGUCGCCGUCCUCCGUGGCCGGACUGGACCUCGGGGAGGUGGUCUUCGCCAAGGUGAACGGCACGUGCGUGGACCCCGGGGAGCUGAACCUGACCACGGCCUCCUCGGAGGUGGCCUCCACCACGGAGAACCGCUUCAACAGCCUCAUCUCCAAGCUGCUGCAGCAGGAGCUCCGCGAGGAGAUGGGCAACGGGACGGAGAGCCUGCGCAACGGGACCCUGCUGGACCCGCAGGAGGGGCAGCUGUCCGGCGGGGCCGGGGGGCCGCCGGCCGGACCCUCGCUCUGCCGCCUCGCCCUCUUCUGGAUGGUCUGGGCUCUCCUCGGCCAGCCGGACCGUCUCCUCCGUCUGUUGUGCACGUGA